Molecule: messenger RNA, 2103 nt
Organism: Myripristis murdjan (pinecone soldierfish)
Lineage: Eukaryota; Metazoa; Chordata; Actinopteri; Holocentriformes; Holocentridae
Gene: mrm1
Product: mitochondrial rRNA methyltransferase 1 homolog (S. cerevisiae)
Exons: 2
Coding region: 124-1245 (373 amino acids)
Biological process (GO): rRNA methylation
Cellular component (GO): mitochondrion
Molecular function (GO): RNA binding; rRNA (guanine) methyltransferase activity
Source: RefSeq, a predicted model, not a curated record
GGGCUUGACGCAGUCGGACUGCACAUGGAGGCGCAGUGAAAUUCUACUUAUCGAAGUUGACCUUUUCUGACCAGCCAAGCUGCUCCUAGGACCUCUGGGUAGCUUUAUCCACACACUGUCAACAUGUGGGCUUUUGCAUAUCAGCCCAGGCUGCUGCUUGCUUGCUCCAGAAUUCUGCUCAAGCCUGUGGCAGCCAGAGGAGGAGGCUGUCAUUUUGCCCUUUACCACGACCAGGACAGGCCUGCUCUGUCUGAUGGGUGGCAGGGUCAUGGCAGGUCCAAGGCUCCAGCUUCAGGUAAAGCCUGGAGGAAAGAGAAAGUGCAAAGUAAGGAGCAGCGUAAGCCACAGGCACAUGACAGGCGAGUGUCGUCUGAGCUCAGGAAACUCAGUCUGGAUGACUUUGCCGAGGACCGGGAGAAGCCAGAGAGGGACGAUUCCACGACGAACUCCAGAAAAUACAACGAUGAGAUUGUUUUCGGCAUCUCCCCCUGUCUCUUUGCUCUGACCCACGGGAGGAGGAAAGCCCGCAGGCUGUUUGUGAAGGACGGGGAGGCAUCUCACAGAACCUCUGUGCUGCAGGUCUGCGAGGAGGCUCACAGGAGGGGGGUACAGGUCCAGCGGGUCAGUAAGAGGGACCUGGACAGGAUGUCUGAUGGACGUGUGCAUCAAGGGGUGUGUCUGCAAGCCAGUCCUCUGAGCUAUCUCACCGAGAGGGCCUCUGCGCCACCCAGAAAGGAUCAUGCCACGCCCCUCGUCUGGCUUGUGCUGGAUGGCAUUCAGGACCCAAUGAAUCUGGGUGCCAUCCUGCGCACGGCCUACUUCCUGGGCGUGGACAGCGUUGCCACCAGUGUCCGCAGCAGCUGUCCACUGACACCGGUGGUCAGCAAGGCCAGCGCCGGGGUCAUGGAAAUCAUCGGGGUGUACGGAUAUGAAAACCUUGGGGAUAUGCUGAGGGUGAAGGUGGCACAAGGCUGGCAUGUGGUUGGCACGGUGGGAGCUGAAGCAGAUGAGUUGCAGAUUCCUGUGACUCGGUGCUCGGACUUCCGGAUUACCAAGCCCACUUUGUUACUGAUGGGAGGAGAGGGGGACGGCCUGUCCCAGGAGUCACUGUCUCACUGCCACACCUUUGUCACCAUCCUGGCUGGCAGAGAUUUGCUUCCUGGCAUCGAGUCUCUCAAUGUCUCUGUGGCGACAGGCAUUCUGCUGCACUCUCUGCUGUCCACCAGGGCACCAGGCAAAUCAUGAUCAAUUAACUGAUUCACUUAAGUAUCACAAUUUUUUUUUUUUUUUUUUUUUGUAUUACUGAAUCGAUUUACAGUUAAGGCUGCAUUUAGGGAAGGGAAAAUCUGACAUGGCUUUUUUCAAAGGGGUCCCUUGAUCUCUCACCUCAAGAUACCCAAAUGCAAAAGGGCACCCACCGGUCUCCCCUUUGCAGACAUGCCCACCUUAUGCCAAACUCAUACAAUCUGGGGCAACCACGCAGGUUUUUGCAUAGCCUAUAAAUAUGUUACUUUCACCAACUCUAAAAUGGUGUAUUUCUGCACAUUCGGGCCUAAACAGUCUUGGAAUUGCAAUUGGGUUUGACUGGAGAGCUGAGACUCAAUGAGCUCAAUUUUAUUAAUGUGUGAUGAUGUUAGCCCCAGUAGUAGGUAUUUUGUUGUAGUGAGACAAUUUUUAAAACUUGACAUCAGUUUAUUGAGGUCACCAUUGUGACCUUUAUGAUAAUAACAGCCUCAUGAAACUUUCAUCCACAAACUAGAGCAUAAUUCAAAGGAUGAAAAGUGCAAUAAAUCAUAUUUUCAAAUUGCAAUACAUAUUGAAUUGGCAAGCAAGUAUUGUUGUAGUAUCGAAUCAGGAGACAAGCAUAUUAUCCCAGCCCUGAUGAUUAACAUGACUGAUGGCCUUUGCCCUUUGCAAGGAUGCAACUUGUAGAUUUUGCCUGCAGCACUGGCACUAUUUAUGGAAAUGAAGGCUGUGCACAAUUAGUGUGUGCAUUGUGACAUUUUCAACAGUGAAAUACAUGAGAAAAGAGGUGUGUCUAUGUUAUCUGAUGAUGUAGAUGAAAUUAUAUUGAGUUCUCAUAAUGCUUUAUUAUAUAGUUUG